AUGAAAACUUUUCCAAAUAUUUAUAAGAUUAUUAUUUUACUUAUUAUACAAAACGAAAUAAAUGUAAUUCAAGGAACACGUACUGUUGAAUUUCGUUCAGGUUGUUCAAAUUUUAGUGCAAAAUAUUUCUCAAACUUUACUCUGAAAACCGUAAAUAACACAAUUAGUCUUGAUAUGUAUAUAAUACAACCAUUAAAGAGCGGUUUUAAAUCCUAUUUCGAGUUCCAAGUGCGUUUAUCAAACUCGAAAAACUAUCAGAAACUCUUCAACUAUCAGGUUGAUGUCUGCAACAUGGUUGCGUCCCUUAAAGAAUCUCUUUUUAAGAAGUGGUUCGCUAGCUUAAGACGAUAUGGCAACUUCGUGAGGAACUGCCCCGUACCUGAAGGUCACUACUAUAUAAAUAACUGGAGUUGGGAUUCCAAUUUGAUACCAAGUUUUUUGCAUUCUGGUGAAUACCGUAUAAAAGGAUAUGGAUAUUAUGGAACAUAUAAAAGUAAAAAUGAAGUUAUGGUGGUUGAUUAUGAAGUUGAAAUUAAUAUUGUAUAA
Teleopsis dalmanni is the source of this 546-nucleotide messenger RNA. RefSeq lists its product as uncharacterized. Lineage: Eukaryota; Metazoa; Arthropoda; Insecta; Diptera; Diopsidae. The coding region runs from base 1 to 546 and encodes 181 amino acids. The transcript is spliced from 2 exons. The record is from RefSeq and is a predicted model, not a curated record.